Molecule: messenger RNA, 513 nt
Organism: Gigantopelta aegis
Lineage: Eukaryota; Metazoa; Mollusca; Gastropoda; Neomphalida; Peltospiridae
Product: pregnancy-specific beta-1-glycoprotein 2-like
Exons: 2
Coding region: 75-512 (145 amino acids)
Source: RefSeq, a predicted model, not a curated record
ACACCAAAGAAGGAAACGACCUCACGGUGAGCUGUUGUACAUCUUGUAGUCCAAACUGCUCCUAUGUGUGGAAGAUGGGGAGUCAGCAGAAAACAACGAGCUUUGAGAUGAAAAUACCAAACAUAAGACGAGAUCAGGCAGGAAACUACACGUGUACUAUAACCAACACUGGCACCUCGACGUCAAAGAGCAAACAGUUUCAGCUGGGUGUUGACUAUGGCCCAGACACCGUAACGUUCAGCUCGACACCACCAGACCACAUCAACGAAGGUGACAGUCUUCGAGUGAAGUGUAUUGCUGAAUGUAAACCAGGCUGCUCUUAUUCCUGGACAUUAGGGAAUCAGCAGAUUGGAACAGAUCCGGUACAGCUAAUUUCAAGCAUCAGACGAGAACAGUCAGGAACUUACAUGUGUACUGUCACCAACAACGCUAUCCGGGACAGCAAAACAAAGAUAUUUUCGCUCGACGUUUAUUGUGAGUGUUUAUAUUCAAUCUCAAUCCUCACAUGGUAGU